UCCAAGGCCAGGGGGGAGGAUCUGCAUCAGACAUCGGAGCGACGGAGUUUCACCACAAAAUUCCACUUUCUGACGUUGUAGUUGCAGAUUUUGGUCAAUUGAAUACACUACUACAAAAUGAAGACAUUGCUAAUCCUGUUGUCAUUUCUUGGAGUUUGUUCAUGUUCUUCUAAGCAAUGGAAAUCGAAUGUCAACUUCAACAACCCCCAAAACUGGGACAGUGGAAAGUUACCAUGUGCUAACAACAGGAUCGUUUUUCCCGAUACGGUGCAAACAGCUCUUCUUCAGACAAACAUCAGCUCUGUGAGGGAGAUCAUUUUACCUAAUAAUGGACAGCUUCUGAUGCUUAAUGACAUGGUGCUAUCAUUCUCGGAUACCCCUUCUGAUGCAGAUUGCAAUUUCGAAGAUGUCAACUUCAUCAGCCCAGACUUCAAGAACUGGUUUGAUCCAGACAACUGGCAGGACUUGGAUGCUCUGGUGACUGUGGAGACAGAGAGAGUCCCAUGUCAAUAUGAUUCAGUCCUCUUCCCUGAAGACCAGGUGUUUGCAGUCAAUGUGGAUGCCAGCGUCACCAUCGGUAGAAUGAGCUUCUCUGGGAAAGACAAAGAUACAAGUCAGUUUAACGACUUUCGCAAUGGUCCUGAUGGCAAGCUACAGUUCUCAGAAAGAAGUGCUUCGAUAACCAUCCAGGGCAGUGCCUGCCCAAAAGACAGCGGCUGCGCCUGUGGCAAUGAUGACCCAGACACUUUGAAGAGGAUCUGUGACCAGUACAGCUGUAUGCCCAUCUCAUGUGCUGAUGCUGUUACUCCAAUAGGGGGUUGCUGUCCAUUAUGUGGAGCUAUUCUAGUUAUGAACUAUGAUGUUGCAACAUUCAACAUGGCAGACUUCAACAACAGGAUGCAUGAUGACUACCACGUUCAUGAUACCCCAAACAUUGCAAAUAAUCGUAGGAAACGACGUGAAGUGGACACGGGUGAAGUGGAUAUCUACACCUCCAUGACAAGCACUGGUCAAAUUCAGAUGGUACUAACGGACAAAGAGUCAGGAUCAAGUAACGGUCAGAAGGCAAUAACAUUGGGUCUACAGAUUAUGACUGACAUACAGAAUGACCCUGAAUCCUUUGGAGUGGUUGAUGUAGUGAUGCAUAGCUCCAAGGAUAACACAGGUGCCCAAGGCUCAGUUACUGGAGGUGCUGUGGCUGGAAUCAUCAUUGCUGUUAUUAUUGUUGUCAUCGUUACCAGCACUUUUGGAUUCAUCUUCUUGCGUCGUCGCUCUACAUUCUUCACCAAGGACAUGCCACUGAAUGCCGAUGUGGAUAUGUCCCCAGGCAUUCCAGCUGGCUUCAUGGAGGAACUCCCUGGCCAUCCACCAGCUAUUCACAUGCAGAGCUUUGAUAACCCGGUGUAUAACACACCUUCUAUGCAGGACAAUCUAUACAGUGAUCCAACUAAGAUCCUGACCGAUAUCGCAUCUGGAGACGCUGAUGACUUAAAGAAAUCCGGCAAGAAGGGCAAGAAGGGUAAAGGCCUGCCUCCCUCGGUGGAGAACCUAGACCAACUUGAUGACAUCAAUGGAUUUGACAAUCCUAUCUACGCCACUGUUGUGAAGAUUCCAAGUCAGAGUGUGGAGGUGAAAAUGUCUCCUGAGGAUCAGCACGAUGGUGUAGAGGGAUUCUCCAAUGUUGGCUUUGACAUGUCUACGCAGGAGUCUGACUCUUAAACAGACAAUCAGAUGUUCCCAACCUUGGAGGUAACCUUUUGAGAUGCCAGAUUGAAACCGACUACAACUGCGAUUACUUAAGCUAUGCACGCUAGAAGAACUUUUUUAGUAGGUUUAGAUUUUUAGCUUUGAUUACAAAAUGUGAUAUCAAUUUUAAGGAAAUCUUUUUUAGUUUUUUUAUGCAGUAAAUUUUUAACCACCAUUUAAUUUUUUGUUAGCGAUUCUUUUUAAAGUUAGAAAUCUUACCAAUUAUUACUAUUUAGAUUUGGGGUUGAGUACACUCUCGAUUGUGUGAAAGUUGCCAUUCUGUGUGGAUUUUAUUUACUCCAAGCCUUUUGUUCAUCUCUUUCAAUUCUCAAGCAAUUUCUCAUUGAAUUUGCUGAUAUUCUGUUCAUAAACAAUCCAAGCAAUAUUGAAGGUGCAGAAUUUCUAAUUAUACACAGUACUAUACUAUUGCAUAAUUGAUACGCAGAUGCAUUUUUAAAGUACCUUUUUAAGUAAUUUUAUUAUAAACCUCAAAAACCAUCAAAAACAUCAGCUUUGACCCUUGAGAGACCACAGUGACUGUAGGAUGCUUGUACCAAGGCAUCCAUAGCAGGCAUAAAUGGCUGCAAUGUCUGAUCUAUUCCACCCAAUCAAAACGCCAUGUUCCGUAAUGGGCCCUUUUCAUGAAACAAGUUAAUUCCACAUAGCCCGUGCGCACUAACAUUUUUGGUUGGCAAAAAAUAAGCAAACAUCGUGCUGUUUUGUACACGGCUAAUGGCUGCAUGACGCAGACACGAUUGUGCGUCUGCUUAGUGCACAACUCUAUGGCGUUUGCCAACCAACAGGUUCAUACGAAGCGUGAAUAUAAUAAGCAUAUUUAAUGAAAAGGGUCCAUUGACAAUUCCCAAUGUUAUCCGUUAUACACCAAUCCAGGCGCGCACCGGGCGCGCAGUGAUGAGCACCGCGCGCCAUUGCUGGGGUGUACAUGUGCCUAGUUCCCAAUGUUAUCUGUUAUACACCAAUCCAGGCGCGCACCGGGCGCGCAGUGAUGAGCACCGCGCGCCAUUGCUGGGGUGUACAUGUGCCUAGUUUGUCAAGAAUGUAGUACGUUGUUAUAUCAAGGUGCCAUAUCUAGGAAAUCUCAUAGAUUGUCGAGGAAGAUAUUCAAUUCCCAUAAAAAGUGGAAAGGAAAAUGAUUUCCUUGUGCCUUUGUGCACAAAACUAGGCACAAAGACACCCCAACAAUGGCGCCCAAGCACUUGCGCGCCUGGAUCGGUCUAUAGUAUCUCUGAUUUUGAAACAACCCUUCAUGUAUUUUUUGUGUAGACUCUGAAGACAUUUUACUGAACAGUUUUACAGAAAUGAAUGGUCUCUAGGGGUUAAAGCUAGAUAUAUGUGUUGGUGUUAGAUUAUGCAGUUACAGUGUGAACAUUUAUUACACUCUGGGACAAAAAAAACACGUUUCAUGAGGAUUUUGUUGUACUUUGUACUUGUGGAAGUUGUUUUAACAUAUUUUGUUUUUAAAAAAUAUUCCACAAAACUACACUACUAGUACUCAGAUGAUUUUUUACAAUAUAUUUUUUACACAAUUUGAUAACUUUUGAAGAUUAGCUCAAUAAACAUUUUGCAGCAAAAAUAA
Asterias rubens (European starfish) is the source of this 3343-nucleotide messenger RNA. Its product is annotated as protein amnionless-like. NCBI's taxonomy places the organism in Eukaryota, Metazoa, Echinodermata, Asteroidea, Forcipulatida, Asteriidae. Bases 118 to 1719 code for a protein of 533 amino acids. Gene Ontology annotation, biological process: intracellular protein localization; receptor-mediated endocytosis. The transcript is spliced from 12 exons. Gene Ontology annotation, cellular component: endocytic vesicle; apical plasma membrane. The record is from RefSeq and is a predicted model, not a curated record.